ACAAAGCCACCACUAGCACCAAAACCAAAGAUUAUUGGUCAUCUUUCUCCAGUAGCUGUCUCCAAAUUUUCUCCUUCACUGCCAAGGGCGGAUAUUCUUCAGAACCCAAACUCUAUGUCUAGGGGUCCCAAACCACCUAUUGCUCCCAAGCCAAAAUUCUCAGCUGACAUUGAGGGCAAAUCCAGUGUUUAUACCAACAAUAGCUUAAAUAAAUGCUCCAACGGGAAACUAGCAUGUUCUGAUGGACAGCUGUAUGAAGGAAAACAAUGCAAUGCUUAUUGCCCAGAAUCUGAGGCAAGUAAUGAAUACAGUGUAGUUCCUGAAGCUCAGCUGACCAGUAGAGACUGUAAUGACUUGGAACAUGAGCAUGAUCAGAACUCAGACUCUGUGGAAAAUGAAGUCUCAGAGACUCCAGAAGAGGUAAAGACGGAAGAAGAUAACAUCGCUAAUGAUGAGGAUGCCAGUAAUGGAGAAGUUACCAACAGUGAGCACUGUAACUCUUCAGAUAUUGAUGAACCAAUGGAACCAGACUCUGAAGAGUCAACCAGAGACUUUGUCCAGUCUGAAGCACUUUGUGAGGAGUCCUCAGAUGCCCCUAAUGGGGAUAAUGAUGCUUCCAAGAAUGCAGAUGAAGCUGAGGAUGUUGUAGGUGAUUAUAGUGAAACCAAAAACAAGGAGGAAGCUUCUAACAACCUGGAACUUGUUAAUGAGAAUAGUGAUUGUAAGACUGAUAGUGAUAACAUUUUGAAUGCAGCUGAGGGACUAAUGGGUGAUAUCUGCAAAGACACCGUUGUAAUGACACUGCCCACAGAGGAAUCAGUCCCAGGCUGUGAGAAGGCAGGGCAGCAGGAGGAGGAACUGCCUGAGAGUUUAGAAAAGGGAGACGGAUGUCUAGCACACGAUGGUGACCACAGUGGGCAUGCAGAGCUUGAUUUGAAUACAGAAGGAGAGUUAGAAAAUUAUGACUGUGCAAGCCCUGACAUGCUGCCUGAAGAGGCUGGUGAAGAAACAGCUCCUGGCUUAGAACUGUGUGAAGACGAAUGCAGUGCUGAAAGUGGCUUAGGAGAGUCCACCCAUCAAACAGCAGCUGAAGAGGAGGAAGUGGACCCAGAGGAGCACAACAGUACAAACACAGGAAAUGCCAGUGGUGGCUGCCAGAUCAGUGAGAGGAGAGGUGAGGAGAAGACAUCAGAGGUAGGCUGUGAAGCAAGCAAAGACUCUGGGAAAGGGGAAGAAGAAGAAACUGUGAAUGCAAAGAGUAUGGAUGACAGCUGUCAAAAUGCUCCUUGUGAGAAUGAAUGUGGUGAGGAAAUACCUGUGGAACAUUCAGCUGAGGAUCUUCAGACAGAAAGGACCCCUCUGGAUGAAGAUGCUCUGAUCUCUGAUAGUCUACCUAGUAGUCCAGGGAUGGAACAUGUGACUGAUGAAGAGCAUAUUGAAAGUAUUGUGGAAGACUCUAAGUCAGAGGAGUUGCAACUUGAAGACAAUGAGGUGGAAGCAGACAGCCUCGGCAAAAGUGUCCCAAGUUCACCUCAACAGAUGCCACCUGAGGAAGAGUUAGAAGUCUGUAAGCAUGAAAAUCUAGCAGUCCCUGAAGUGGUUAUUGUGCCUGAAGAAACAGAGGAAAGAGAAACUAGCAGUGAUUCCCUAGAUGACCCAUAUGUGCUUCCCACAGAAAAUGAAACUGCUCGUGAUGGGCAGACUGAUUUAGGAGCUGAUCACAGUAAAAGGGGCGAAUUAGGUAUGGAUGGUGAAAACAACUUGCUGCCCAUUGAUCGUAAAAACAUUGUCACUAGAACACGGUCGCUCUCUGGGAAAAUGCCAGGCUAUGUCCCAGAAACAGUUCCAGAAGAAACUGGACCUGAAACUGAUUUACCAUCUUCCCACAAUGGCUCUGGAACAGAAGAUUUAGGCAAUAAUUUAUUUUCAGUGGAAGGAAAACCUAUGGAAGACAACAGGGCAUUACCAACCAAGUCAAGACGUUUCAUUUUGUAUCCUCGAUCUUAUUCUGUUGAAGGGAGAGAGAUGCCUGUCUCUGUUUACAGGGAGAGUGAUGGUUGUGUACUGGAUGAUGGUAGAAUAAAAAGGACAGAAGACAAAUUAUCUUUGCCUUGUGUCAAUGGUUCCUCAGGUAGUUUUUUCCAGAGAAAUCAUCUUUCAUCAUGUGGCUUAUCUACUCCGUCCUCAGCUGUUGAUAUACCACCUCCUUUUGAACUUGCCUACAUCACCAAAAAGCCAAUCACUAAAAGUUCCCCAUCACUUUUGCUAGAGAAUGACUCACCUGAUAAGUAUUCUAAGAAAAAGAAAUCUUCCUUUAAGAGGUUCCUCACUUUAAAGUUCAAGAAGAAAACAGAAAGUAAAGUCCAUGUAGAUGUUAAUGUUUCCUCUUCAAGGUCCUCAUCAGAGUCCAGCUAUCACGGACCUCCAAGGCUGGUGGAGCUGGACCGGAGGAGCCUAAGUAGCUCACCUCAACUAAAAUCACACGUAGGGAAGCUCCGUGCAUCUGAGUCUCCCUCGGCUGUUCUUUUCUAUAAGGAUGGUAAAAGAAAAGGAACACCAAAGUCCUUCAUUCCUCCUCGAAGAUCCACCAGAGCAGGAACUUUUACUGAGUUUUUUGAAGAUCCCAGCAGGGCAUUAUCUGCUGCUAAUGAGAAUGACGGCUAUGUGGAUAUGAGCAGCUUCACUGGCUUUGAGAACAAGCAGCAAGCCACAGACCAGGAAACAGAAAG
Messenger RNA from Merops nubicus (carmine bee-eater), 2729 nucleotides. RefSeq names its product FYVE, RhoGEF and PH domain-containing protein 5-like. The annotation marks the transcript as partial. The record is from RefSeq and is a predicted model, not a curated record. Gene Ontology annotation, cellular component: cytoplasm. The transcript has 2 exons. NCBI's taxonomy places the organism in Eukaryota, Metazoa, Chordata, Aves, Coraciiformes, Meropidae.